CUAAAUUUAAUUUUAAUGAGUUUAUGUUUCUCAUAAAAAUCUGAUUCUAUGUCAUUGACUUUAAAAAAAGGUUUAGUAUUGAUAUUAAUAUAAAGUACUUGAAGAAUAUAAUUAAUUAAAUGAAACAACUAAGGAACAUUAUGCUGUCAUUUUGAUUAAGGUGAUGAUAAAUUUGAUUACAAAUAGUAAAGGUAAAUCAAUUUUAAUAUAAAAGAGAUGACAAUGUAAGGUUUAACUCAUGAAAUAAAAACAGCAGGAGAAUAUUUAAUUAAUAAUGUUAAAGCUGGUCAUGGCAGAUCAGAAUUAGUAUUAAGAUCAACUUAAACUAUUUAUCAACAUUAUAUUAGUAAAGGCUUACAACACUUAAGGGCUGAUAGUAUGGAAGCCUUAAAGUAAUCACUUUUAGAAAUUUCAUAAGAACAAAUUGACAUUCUUGUACGAUCUAAAGAUAACAUUAAAACUUAAUGCUUAAAAUUCUUUAAUAAUAGAUUUGUAUUUAUAAAUUUUUAUCUUAGAAAGUUUUAGUAUUAGGAUAUUCAAAUGUUGUAUUAUAUUCUUUGAUAGAAGCAUUUAAGGCUGGGAUAGUUAUGCAAAUUUAUAUUCCUGAAUGUAGACCAAAAUCAGAAGGAAUAGAAACAUAUAGAUAAUUAACAGNUAAUUAUGUUUACUAUUAAUUAUAUUGA
Paramecium sonneborni is the source of this 683-nucleotide messenger RNA. The record is from the annotation of a GenBank genome assembly. Lineage: Eukaryota; Ciliophora; Oligohymenophorea; Peniculida; Parameciidae.